UUCCUGAGGUAGGCGUGAUUAUUCAAUUGCAAUUAUGUAUAAUGGGUGUUCAAACCGUCAUCAGUUGCAACAAUAUUAGCAAGUAAUUAAUCUUUUGUAAUAUAAUUAUGCACGUUUUUCACUGAGAGUGACAUUUGAUUUUUAGCCAGAAAGUUCAUUAUUUUAUUGUGAAAUGCAAAUUUAAUCUGAAUUAAAGUACAUUAAUAAAUACUUAAACUACUGUGCGAUAGAAGCAUAUUAUUCAACGAUUCUGGUUUUCUAUUAGAAUUUUUAACUCUACCAUUGAAUCUAAGAAUUUUUAUCUGCAAAUUACUACGAGAAAUUCAAUCGUAUUGGUAGUAUAGAAGAUAACGAUUUUGAUUUCCAAAAAUUUUAUUACUUACGAAAUUCGAUAAUCAUUAUAUUUGAAGCAUUGUGCCAAAGAAGGACAUUUUUUAUUCAUCCUGUGUGGAAAAUCAUUUUUACCUAAAGAAAAUAUAAACAAGUUAAUCAGGUUUUUUUUCUUAUGACUUAUGAAGAAUAGAGCCAGAACGAAUUUUCAAAUUAUAUUGAUUUACGUUAUCAUCUUACGACAUGGAAAAACCAUAUGCAUGUGAAAUCUGCAAAAAGACAUUUUUCAGGAAAUCGCAUUUAAAAAGACAUUAUCUUGUCCAUUCAAAAGUGAGACCGUUUGUCUGUGAGGUAUGUAAUGCGUCAUUUUCUCGAAAAUAUCACUUAAAUAGGCAUUAUCUUGUUCAUAAAAAAGAUAGGCAAUACGUCUGUGAAAUAUGUAAUAAGACAUUUUACCGAAAAGACAGUAUUAAUAACCAUUAUCUUAUCCAUACACAAGUGGAACCAUUUUGCUGUGAAGUGUGCGAUCAGACAUUUGCAUGUAGAUCCUAUUUAAAUCGACAUCGCCUUGUUCAUAGGAAGGAAAAACCGUUUGUCUGUGAAAUAUGUAGUAAGAAAUUUUCCCAGAAAUCUUAUUUAAAUGCUCAUUAUCUUGUUCAUACCAAAGAAAAACCAUUCGUUUGUGAAGUAUGCAAGCAAUCGUUUCCCACAAGAUCCAAAUUAAAACGUCACUAUUUUGUUCAUACGAAAGAAAAGCGUUACAGCUGUGAUGUAUGUAACGAGAAAUUUUCACUGAAGUAUCACUUAAAUAACCACUACCAAAUUCGAAGCACCGUGCCAAAGAAGGAACAUUUUUCAUUCGUUCUGUGUGGAAGAUCAUUUUUAUCAAAAUAUAAACAAGUUAAUCAGUUUUUUUUUUCUUCUUCGUAUAACUUAUCAAGAAUAGAGCCAGAAGGAAUUUUCAAAUUAUAUUGCUUUACGUUAUCAUCCUCUUACGCCAUGGAAAGACCACAUGCAUGUGAAAUCUGCAAAAAGACAUUUUUCACGAAAUCGAGUUUAAAAAGACAUUAUCUUGUCCAUUCAAAAGUGAGACCGUUUGUCUGUGAGGUAUGUAAUGCGUCAUUUUCUCAAAAAAAUAACUUAAAUAGGCAUUAUCUUGUUCAUAAAAAAGAUAGACAAUACAUCUGUGAAAUAUGUAGUAAGACAUUUUACAGAAAAGACAGCUUUAAGAGACAUUAUCUUUUCCAUACACAAGUGGAACCAUUUUGCUGUGAAGUGUGCGAUGAAACAUUUGCAUCUAGAUCCAAUUUAAAUCGACAUCGAAUUGUUCAUAGGAAGGAAAAACCGUUUGUCUGUGAAAUAUGUAGUAAGAAAUUUUCCCAGAAAUCUUAUUUAAAUGAUCAUUAUCUUGUUCAUACCAAAGAAAAACCAUUCGUUUGUGAAGUAUGCAAGCAAUCGUUUUCCAUAAGAUCCAGUUUAAGACGUCACUAUAUUGUUCAUACGAAAGAAAAGCGUUACAGCUGUGAUGUAUGUAACGAGAAAUUUUCCCGGAAGUAUCAUUUAAAUAAGCACUACCAAAUUCAUACCGAAUAAACGGCAUAUCUGUGAAACACGAAGGAAGUCAUUGUUCUAAAAAAUAUUAUUUAAAUUGACAUUUUUUUGUUCAUAAAUGCAAAACCAUGCGAAGGAAAUUUGCAUUCGAUAAUCCUCUCAGAAAUCUCAUCACCAUUAUUUGAAUAUUCACUCGUCAGAAAAGUCAUUUAAUUGUAUAAUAUGUAUUAAAACAGCAUCCAGAAAGCCUGAUUUAACUGAACAUAAUCUUGAUCAUACAAAAGAAAAAGCUUAAUAAUAAUAGUAUGAAGUUAAGAUAUGAUAAUCAAUUGUAAUAUUAA
Argiope bruennichi is the source of this 2222-nucleotide messenger RNA. Its product is annotated as zinc finger protein 234-like. The coding region runs from base 574 to 1923 and encodes 449 amino acids. Lineage: Eukaryota; Metazoa; Arthropoda; Arachnida; Araneae; Araneidae. The record is from RefSeq and is a predicted model, not a curated record. The transcript has 2 exons.